Messenger RNA from Xylona heveae TC161, 6276 nucleotides. Its product is annotated as fatty acid synthase subunit beta dehydratase. The transcript has 2 exons. Lineage: Eukaryota; Fungi; Ascomycota; Xylonomycetes; Xylonales; Xylonaceae. The coding region runs from base 1 to 6276 and encodes 2091 amino acids. Gene Ontology annotation, biological process: long-chain fatty acid biosynthetic process. Gene Ontology annotation, cellular component: fatty acid synthase complex. The record is from RefSeq and is a predicted model, not a curated record. Gene Ontology annotation, molecular function: fatty acid synthase activity; [acyl-carrier-protein] S-acetyltransferase activity; enoyl-[acyl-carrier-protein] reductase (NADH) activity.
AUGUACGGAGGUCCUUCCUCAGGCCCAGUUACGGGCGUUUCGACCCCCCGCUCCUCUGCUUCAUUGCGUCCUCUCACCCUCACUCACGGGUCGCUCGAACACUCUUUCCUCGUUCCUACCGUCCUCCACUUCUCCGCUUCUCAGCUUAAGGAUAACUUUAUCGCUACACUUCCCGAACCGACAGACGAGCUCGCCCAAGAUGAUGAGCCUUCGUCUGUGCCCGAAUUGGUCGCCCGGUACCUUGGUUUCGUUGCCAAGGAAGUUGAGGCCGGCGAGGAUGACGCGCAAGGAUCAUACGAGGAGGUCUUGAAACUCGUCCUGACCGAGUUUGAGCGCGGCUUCUUGCGAGGAAAUGAGGUGCACGCGGUCGCCUCCGCUCUUCCCGGUAUUGAGCAGAAGAAGCUGGUUGUCGUCCAAGCUUACUAUGCGGCCCGCGAUGCCGCAAGCAGGCCCAUUCGGCCCCACGAGUCUGCGCUUUUCCGGGCUGCUGGAGAAGGCAACGCCAAGAUCUACACCGUCUUCGGUGGUCAGGGUAACAUUGAGGAGUACUUUGAUGAGCUUCAUCAACUCUACACUACCUACCCUUCCUUCGUCGGCGAGUUCAUCUCCGCUUCAGCCGCUCAUCUCAAGAGUCUCUCGCGUGAUCCCCGCGCCGAGAAGCUCUACUCAAAAGGUCUUGACGUCGUGCGCUGGUUGCACGACCAUGAUAGCCAGCCCGAUAUAGACUACCUAGUCUCCGCCCCUGUCAGUUUGCCCUUGAUCGGUUUGGUGCAAUUGUCCCAUUAUGUUGUACUCUGCAAGGUCCUCGGCGAGACCCCGGGUGAGCUGCGCGAGCGCAUCAGCGGUACCACUGGUCACUCCCAGGGCGUCGUGACCGCGGCUGCCAUUGCCAGCGCCGACGACUGGGACUCUUUUGAAAAGGCUGCCACCGAUGCGCUGACGAUGCUCUUCUGGAUCGGCUCGCGGAGCCAGCAGGCUUACCCGCAGACCUCUCUCGCGCCCUCGGUGUUGCAGGACUCCAUCGAUGGCGGUGAGGGCGUUCCCACUCCCAUGUUGUCCAUUCGCGACCUUCCUCGCUCUGCGGUUCAGGAGCACAUCGAUGCCACCAACCACCACUUGCCCAAGGAGCGUCACAUCGCCAUCUCGUUGGUUAACAGCGCCCGGAACUUCGUUGUUACCGGUCCCCCGAUUUCGCUCUAUGGUCUAAAUCUGCGCCUUCGCAAAGUCAAGGCCCCCACGGGUCUAGAUCAGAACCGCAUUCCCCACACCGAGCGCAAGAUUCGCUUCGUCAACCGUUUCCUCCCUAUCACCGCUCCCUUCCAUAGCCCCUACCUCGCCGAGGCUCACAAGCACAUUGAGGAGGACCUCAGCAAAAUUCACCUGAGCGGCAAGAGCCUGGGUAUCGCUGUUUUCGACACCAACACUGGCAAGGACCUCCGUGAGCAUGGUGAUGCCAAUAUUGUGCCGACCUUGGUCCGAAUGAUCACCCGGGAGACAGUCAACUGGGAGACGGCUACCGUCUUUCCCCAAGCGACCCACAUUCUCGACCUCGGCCCUGGCGGUAUCUCUGGUCUUGGCGUCCUCACCAACCGCAACAAGGACGGCACUGGAGUUCGUGUCAUCUUGGCUGGCGCCAUAGAUGGCACCAACGUCGAAGUUGGCUACAAACCCGAGCUCUUUGAUCGUGAUGAGCAGCAUGCUGUCAAAUACGCCGUGGACUGGGUCAAGGACAAUGGUCCCCGCCUUGUGAAGACCUCAGUUGGUCAGACCUUUGUUGACACCAAGAUGAGCCGUUUGUUGGGUGUGCCUCCUCUUAUGGUUGCUGGUAUGACACCUUCCACAGUCCCGUGGGAGUUUGUCGCCUCGACGAUGAACGCGGGCUACCACAUUGAAUUGGCCGGUGGUGGUUAUUUCACUCCUGGCAUGAUGACGGCGGCUCUCGAGAAGAUUGAGAAGGCGGUUCCUGCUGGUCGUGGUAUUACUGUCAACCUUAUCUACGUCAACCCCGCCGCCAUGGCCUGGCAGAUACCCCUCCUUGGCCAGCUCCGUGCCAAGGGCAUUCCUAUUGAGGGUCUGACCAUUGGCGCUGGUGUGCCAUCGAUUGAGGUCGCAAAUGAGUACAUUGAGACGCUCGGAAUCAAGCAUAUUGCAUUCAAGCCUGGCUCCAUGGACGCAAUUCAACAGGUGGUCAACAUUGCCAAGGCCAACCCCAUGUUCCCAGUUAUCCUGCAGUGGACUGGUGGUCGUGGCGGUGGUCACCACUCCUUCGAGGAUUUCCACCAGCCCAUUGUCCAAAUGUACAGCCGUCUUCGGAGAUGCGACAACAUCGUGUUGGUUGCCGGUAGUGGUUUCGGUGGCUCCGAGGACACCUACCCGUACCUGACCGGUGCCUGGUCAGCCAAGUUUGGUUACCCGCCCAUGCCCUUCGACGGAUGCAUGUUUGGUAGUCGCUGCAUGGUUGCCAAGGAGUGUCACACCUCGCCGGCCGCCAAGCAGGCGAUUGUCGAUGCGCCUGGUGUCGACGACAGCCAGUGGGAGAAGACUUACAAGGGCCCCGCCGGAGGAGUCAUCACUGUUCGAUCCGAGAUGGGCGAGCCUAUUCACAAGCUGGCCACCCGUGGUGUCAAAUUCUGGGCUGAGAUGGACCAGAAGAUCUUCAGCUUGGACCGUGCUAAGCGCGUUCCGGAGCUCAAGAAGCAGAGAGAGUACAUCAUCAAGAAGCUCAACGAUGACUUCCAGAAAGUCUGGUUCGGUCGCAACAAGGCCGGCGAGUCGGUGGAUCUUGAGGACAUGACCUACGGUGAGGUCGUCCGCCGCAUGGUCGAGCUCAUGUACGUCAAGCACGAGUCCCGCUGGAUUGAUGUCUCGCUCCUUCGUCUCGCGGGCGACUUUAUUCGCCGUGUCGAGGAGCGUUUCGUCGGAAAAGCUGGCCAGGCCUCUGUCCUGCAAAGUUACUCUGAUCUCAAUGAGCCCUUCAAGGUCAUUGAGCGCGUCGUUGAGGCUUAUCCCGAGGCCGACACUCAGAUUAUCAACGCACAGGAUGUGCACCAUUUCCUCUUGCUGUGCCAGCGUCGCGGACAGAAGCCAGUUCCAUUCGUCCCCUCCUUGGACGAGAAUUUUGAAUAUUGGUUCAAGAAGGACUCGCUUUGGCAAUCUGAGGAUCUGCAGGCGGUCGUCGACCAGGACGUCGGAAGGACUUGUAUCCUUCAAGGCCCCAUGGCUGUCCGAUACUCCAAGAUCGUCGAUGAGCCAAUCGGUGACAUCUUGGGCAACAUCCACAAGGCUCACAUUCAGGGUCUGAUUAAGGAUGUGUAUGGCGGCGAUGAGUCUGCCGUCCCCGUUGUUGAGUACUUUGGUGGCAAGCUCUUGGAAGCCAGCGACGAGCUCAAUGUCGAGGGUCUUACCGCUUCUGACGAUGGCACCAAGGCCGUCUACCGCUUGUCUAGCUCUCCUGCCGCGGCCCUGCCCGAACUCGAGCCCUGGCUGCAAGUCUUGGCUGGUCGUAGCUACUCGUGGAGACACGCUUUGUUUACUGCAGAUGUCUUCCUUCAAGGCCAAAAGUUCCAGACCAACCCGAUGAGACGCAUUUUUGCUCCUAGCCACGGUAUGGUCGUCGAAAUCGCCCACCCGAACGAGCCAGCCCGGACUGUCAUCAGCGUCAAGGAGCUUGCCAGCUCCGGUCUCUACGUCCAGACCCUUGGCGUCAGUCUUAACAGCGACAAGGAGAUUGUUGUCAAUAUGAUUGAGCACCGCACCGCCCUCGGCAAACCUGUCGCUCUUCCUUUCCGAUUCACCUACCACCCCGAGACUGGCUAUGCUCCUAUCCGCGAGGUCAUGGAAGACCGCAACGAUCGUAUCAAGGAGUUCUACUAUCGCGUGUGGUUCGGCGACGAGUCUGUGCCUUUCGACACCCCGGUCACUAGCACCUUCGAGGGUGGCCGUGCCACCAUCACCGGACAGGCCAUUGGUGACUUUGUUCACGCCGUUGGCAACACUGGCGAAAGCUUCGUUGACCGUCCUGGCAAGGAAGUGUUCGCGCCCAUGGACUUCGCCAUCGUUGUUGGAUGGAAGGCCAUCACCAAGCCCAUCUUCCCCAAGGCCAUUGAUGGCGACCUGCUUAAGCUCGUCCAUUUGUCAAAUGGCUUCCGCAUGCUUCCAGGCGCCGAGCCCCUGAAGAAGGGCGACGUCUUGGACACCAACGCUCAGGUCAACGCUGUCAUAAACCAGGCCUCUGGUAAGCUGGUUGAGGUUUGCGGUACCAUUACACGUGACGGCAAGCCAAUCAUGGAGGUCACCAGCCAAUUUCUGUACCGCGGCACCUACACUGAUUUCGAGAACACUUUCCAGCGCAAGACUGAGACGCCUAUGGAGGUCCAUCUUCGCUCUGCCAAGGACGUUGCCGUGCUUCGAUCCAAGGAAUGGUUUCAUCUCGAUGAUCCCUCUAUUGACCUUCUCGACAAGACCCUGACUUUCCGUCUUGAAAGCUUGGUCCGCUUCAAGAACGAGACAGUCUUCAGCAACGUCGAGACGGUUGGUCAGGUCCUUUUGGAAUUGCCCACUAAGGAGGUCAUCCAGAUCGCCUCAGUCGACUAUUCUGCGGGCGACUCGCACGGCAACCCUGUCAUUGACUAUCUCCAGCGCAACGGUUCUUCUAUCGAGCAACCCGUCAACUUUGAGAACCCCAUCCCACUGAGCGGCAAGACUCCCUUGGCUCUCAAGGCCCCCGCCAGCAACGAGACGUACGCCAAGGUAUCUGGUGACUACAAUCCUAUCCAUGUCUCUCGUGUGUUCGCCAACUAUGCCAACCUUCCGGGCACCAUUACUCACGGUAUGUACUCGAGCGCUGCUGUUCGCAGCUUAGUGGAAACAUGGGCGGCCGAGAACAACAUUGGCCGCGUGCGAAGCUUCCACUGCUCGCUCGUUGGCAUGGUCUUGCCCAACGACAACAUUAACGUCAAGCUCGAACACGUUGGCAUGGUUGCUGGUCGCAAGAUCAUCAAGAUUGAGGCCAGCAACAAGGAGACCGAGGACAAGGUGCUCGUAGGUGAGGCCGAGGUCGAGCAGCCCGUCUCUUCCUACGUCUUCACCGGUCAGGGCUCGCAAGAGCAAGGUAUGGGUAUGGAACUGUACGCCAACAGCCCUGUUGCCAAGGAGGUCUGGGACCGGGCCGACAAGCACUUUAUGGACAACUAUGGUUUCUCCAUUGUCAAUAUUGUCAAGAACAAUCCCAAAGAGCUCACCAUCUACUUUGGCGGUCCUCGUGGAAAGGCCAUCCGUCAGAACUACAUCUCCAUGACCUUCGAGACCGUCUCUGCCGAUGGUUCGAUCAAGUCGGAAAAGAUCUUCAAGGAGAUUGACGAGACCACCACUUCAUACACUUACCGGUCGCCCUCUGGUCUGCUAUCCGCUACUCAAUUUACGCAGCCUGCCUUGACUCUCAUGGAGAAGGCUGCCUUUGAGGACAUGCGCUACAAGGGGCUUGUCCAGCGUGACAGCAGCUUUGCUGGUCACUCUCUCGGAGAGUACUCUGCCCUUGCCGCGCUGGCCGAGGUCAUGCCGAUUGAGAGCUUGGUCUCGGUUGUGUUCUACCGUGGUCUGACAAUGCAGGUCGCCGUCGAGCGUGACGAGCAAGGUCGCUCCAACUACUCCAUGGCUGCUGUCAACCCAAGCCGUAUCUCCAAGACCUUCAACGAACAGGCGUUGCAGUAUGUUGUUGAAAACAUUUCUGAGGAGACCAAGUGGCUCCUAGAAAUUGUCAACUACAACGUUGCCAACAUGCAAUACGUCUGCGCCGGCGAUCUCCGCGCCCUUGAUUGCCUGACCAAUGUCCUCAACUACCUCAAGGCCCAGAAGAUUGACAUUCAGGCUCUCAUGCAGACCAUGUCGCUUGACGACGUCAAAGCUCACCUCGUCGAGAUCAUUCGCGAGUGUGCCAAGCAGACUGCUACCAAGCCCCAGCCCAUCGAGCUUCAGCGUGGCUUUGCUACUAUCCCUCUGCGGGGUAUCGAUGUGCCAUUCCACAGCACUUUCCUGCGCUCUGGUGUCAAGCCGUUCCGUAGCUUCUUGCUCAAGAAGAUCAACCGGACGAGCAUUGAUCCUAGCAAGCUCGUUGGCAAGUACAUUCCUAACGUGACUGCACGGCCGUUCCAGAUCACGAAGGAGUACUUUGAGGAUGUGUACCGGUUGACAAAUUCGCCCAAGAUUGGCCAGGUUCUGGCCAACUGGGACAAGUAUGAGGAUAACAAGGCAGAGCUUGCUAAGGCUGCUGCUGCUUGA